Molecule: messenger RNA, 1922 nt
Organism: Choloepus didactylus (southern two-toed sloth)
Lineage: Eukaryota; Metazoa; Chordata; Mammalia; Pilosa; Megalonychidae
Gene: POLM
Product: DNA polymerase mu
Exons: 11
Coding region: 246-1781 (511 amino acids)
Biological process (GO): double-strand break repair via nonhomologous end joining
Cellular component (GO): nucleus
Molecular function (GO): DNA-directed DNA polymerase activity; DNA binding
Source: RefSeq, a predicted model, not a curated record
AGACCCGAGCCACUGCCUCGUCUUGCUUUUCGUCUGGGCUCCGGACUUCGUCCUUCCGGCUUCCGUCCUUCGUGCUUCCGGCUUCUGCCCGCUUCCCUCCGGCUUCCGCCCGCUUCCUUCCGACUUCCGCCCGCUUCCUUCUGGCCUCCAUCCGCCGUCCUUCCGGCUUCCGUCCGCCUUCCUUCCGGCUUCUGCCCGCUUCCUUCCGGCUUCCGCCCGCUUCUCUGCCGGCCCCAAGGCGGGUCAUGGCCCAGGUGCCCCCCAGGCGGCGGCGAGCUCCGGUCGGGUCCUCUGGCGGGGCUGCCCCCUCCGCGCCGGCCUCGGCGCGCUUCCCCGGCGUCGCCAUCUACCUGGCAGAGCCACGUAUGGGCCGCAGUCGUCGGGCUUUCCUCACCCGCCUGGCGCGCUCCAAAGGCUUCAGCGUCCUGGACGCCUACAGCCCUGAGGUGACGCAUGUGGUGAUGGAGCAGACCUCUGCGGCCGAAGCAGCUGCUUGGCAGGAGCGCAAGGCAGCCUCAGCUCCCGCGGGGUGGACCCGCCCUGUCCUGCUGGACGUGAGCUGGUUCACCGAGAGCAUGGCAGUCGGGCAGCCGGUGCCCAUGGAGCGCCGGCACCACCUGGAGGUGGCUGAGCCCAGGAAGAGGGCUCCAAGCCCAGCCCGGAUGCUACCCUAUGCCUGCCAGCGCCCCACGCCCCUCACUCACCACAAUGCCAGCCUCUCAGAAGCUCUGGAGACACUGGCAGAGGCGGCAGGCUUUGAGGGCAGUGAGGGCCGCCUCCUCUCCUUCUGCCGGGCUGCCUCGGUGCUCAAGGCCCUGCCCAGCCCCGUCACAACCCUGAGCCAGCUGCAGGGCCUUCCCCACUUUGGAAACCACUCCUCCAGGGUCGUCCAGGAGAUGCUGGAGCACGGAGCAUGCAAGGAGGUGGAGAGAGUGCGGCGCUCGGAGAGAUACCAGACCAUGAAGCUCUUCACUCAGAUCUUUGGGGUUGGAGUGAAGACUGCUGACCAGUGGUACCGGGAGGGGCUGCGAACCCUGGAUGACCUGCGAGAGCAGCCCCAGAAGCUGACCCAGCAGCAGAAAGCAGGUGGAGGUAGGCUCUGGAGAGUGAGGAGGCCGGUGUCUGCAGGGCUGCAGCACCAUGAGGACCUGGCUGUCCCAGUGCAGCAGGAGGAGGCCCAGGCCCUGCAGCGGCUGGUGGAGGCGGCUGUGGGGCAAGCCCUGCCCGGCGCCACUGUCACGCUCACCGGUGGCUUUCGGAGGGGGAAGUUGCAGGGCCACGACGUGGACUUCCUGCUCACUCACCCCCAGGAAGGCCGGGAGGCAGGGCUGCUGCCCAGGGUGAUGCACCACCUGCAGAACCAGGGCCUGGUGCUGUACCACCUCCACCAGCAUAGCCACUUGGGGGACUCCACCUACAAGGCCCAGCAGAGCCACACCAUGGACUGCUUUGAGAGGAAUUUCUGCAUUUUCCGCUUGCCGCUCCCCCCUGAGGCUGCUGUUGGGGGGCUCCAGAGACCCUGCCAGACCUGGAAGGCUGUGAGGGUAGACCUGGUGGUCACCCCCAUCAGCCAGUUCCCCUUUGCCCUCCUUGGCUGGACCGGCUCCAAGCAUUUUGAGCGGGAGCUGCGCCGCUUCAGCCGGAGGGAGAAGGGGCUGUGUCUGAGCAGCCAUUCACUGUUUGACCUCCAGCAGGAGAAGUUCCUCCCGGCAGCUUCAGAGGAAGACAUCUUCAGACACCUGGGCCUCAAAUACCUUCCCCCGGAGCAGAGGAAUGCCUGACCCUGCCCACUGGCCUUCACCCACUGCCUGCCCUCUUCUCGGGAAAUGGGGGCGCAGGUCAGGGAGCCACCCCCUCCGGACGCCUUGGCUGCUGAGGGUCUCCAGGCAGAUGAUGUGCUGCUGUCCCUGUGUCCCCACCCC